Molecule: messenger RNA, 690 nt
Organism: Podospora anserina S mat+
Lineage: Eukaryota; Fungi; Ascomycota; Sordariomycetes; Sordariales; Podosporaceae
Exons: 1
Source: RefSeq, a predicted model, not a curated record
GAUGUUUAUUACCUCCACGCCCCCGAUCGCAACACCCCGUUCGAGGAAACCCUCGAUGGAAUCAACGAGCUGUUCCUCCAAGGCGGUUUCAAGCGCUUCGGCCUCUCCAACUUCCUACCAAUCGAAGUCGAGGAAGUGGUCCGCAUCGCCAAAGCCAGGGGUUUCGUGCUGCCCACGGUCUACCAGGGCAACUACUCGCUCAUCGCCCGGAAGCAGGAGGCCCACCUCUUCCCCGUGCUGCGGAAGCACGGCAUGUCUUUCAACGCGUACUCCCCACUUGCCGGUGGGUUUUUGACCAAAUCCCCGAGGGACUUUGAUGAUGGCCCCGUGGGCCGGUUCGAUCCGAGCAACCCCAUCGGUGGGCUGUAUGUGACAUUGUACAAGAAGCCCGCGUUCCUCGCGGCGUUGGACUACUGGGAUAGGAUCAGCACGGAAAGCGGGAUUCCAAAGGCCGAGUUGGCCUACCGGUGGGUGGCAUACCAUAGCGCGCUGCAGGCCGGGAGGGGAGAUGGGAUGGUCAUCGGGGCGAGGACGCUGGAGCAACUGCGCCAGACUCUUGUUGCGCUUGGGAAAGGUCCGCUGUCGGGAAAUGUGGUAAAAAGGAUUGACAAGGUCUGGGAUAUGGUUGAGGCGGAGGCUGGGGUUGACAACUUCAACUUGAACAAUACCAAGAUAGCUUCUGUUUUGUGA